ACUGCUUCCUGCAGUUCUGCAAAUCCCAUUGGGGAGUCGGCUUCAAUGUGAGCAUCGGGCAGAUCGUCAAAAUAAGUCAUGUCUCAGUAUUCAGGAAAAAUUGUUUUCUAUGAGGGCAAAUGCUUCACAGGCAAAAAGUUGGAGGUCUCUGGGCCCUGUGACAACUUCCAGGAACGGGGCUUUGCUAACCGAGUCAAUGCCAUCUGCGUACAAACCGGAGCUUGGGUCUGCUUCAGUCAUACGGAUUUCCGAGGCCAGCAGUACAUCCUGGAGCAUGGCGAAUACCCCAGCUUUUAUCGCUGGAAUGGGCACAAUGACCGGAUGGGAUCAUGCAAGCCGGUUGGAAUGCAUGGGGAGCAUUACCGAAUAGAAAUCUACGAAGGGAAAUACUUCAGUGGCCGCAGCCAGGAAUUCACCGAAGACUGCUCUUUCUUGAGUAGGCAAGGCUGGUCCAAGGACUGGAUCAAUGCCAUCAAAGUCUAUGGGGAUGGAGCGUGGGUGUUAUAUGAGGAACCCAAUUAUCGUGGCCAAAUGUACGUUGUUGAAAGGGGGGACUACAGUAGCUGCAACGAAUGGCAAGCACCCAGCGCAACCAUCCAGUCCUUCAGAAGAGUCAUCAACUAUUUUUAACCCACCGCCAGGUGAAAAACUUAACCCUUGAACCUUCCUAAGCUCAU
Molecule: messenger RNA, 677 nt
Organism: Anolis sagrei ordinatus
Lineage: Eukaryota; Metazoa; Chordata; Lepidosauria; Squamata; Anolidae
Gene: CRYGN
Product: crystallin gamma N
Biological process (GO): lens development in camera-type eye; visual perception
Molecular function (GO): structural constituent of eye lens
Source: RefSeq, a predicted model, not a curated record